CUGGCUCGGAGUAAAGGGCAUGCAGUGCACAGUCCCUAGCAGAAGCUGAAAAGGGAUGACACCUACUGAUGCUUGUCGACAAUGUCUUCUCCUCUCUUCCUGUUUGAGAUGGGUGAUACGACCAUCAGGAAAAAGUUCUAAAAUAAGCUUGAGUGACCUCAUCGCCCCUUGACUCCUCUUUCCACAAGUCUAAAAACCAUCAGGAGACAUGACCAGUCAACUACCAGAGGAGUCUGUGGAGACCCAGAGCUCAGAUGAGCUUGAGUGCAAGAUCUGUUACAACCGCUACAACCUGAGACAGAGGAAACCAAAAGUGCUGGAGUGUUGUCACAGAGUAUGUGCCAAAUGCCUUUGCAAGAUCAUAGACUUCGGUGAUUCCCCGCAAGGAGUCAUAGUAUGCCCGUUUUGCAGGUUUGAAACAUGCUUGCCAGAUGAUGAGGUUAGUAGUCUUCCUGACGACAACAACAUCCUUCUGAAUUUAGCUUGUGGGGGAAAGGGAAAGAAGUGCCUACCAGACAACCCAACAGAACUGUUGCUGACUCCCAAAAGGUUGGCAUCUCUGGUUAGCCCUUCUCACACCUCCUCUAAUUGCCUGGUUAUAACAAUCAUGGAAGUACAAAGAGAAAGUCCCCAGACUCUGAACUCAACCCCCGUGGUGGAAUUUUACAGGCCUACAAGUUUUGACUCUGUUGCAACUGUGUCCCACAACUGGACAGUGUGGAACUGCACAUCUUUGCUCUUCCAGACUUCAAUUCGGGUGCUAGUGUGGUUGCUAGGGUUGCUGUACUUUAGUUCCUUGCCUUUAGGGAUUUAUUUACUGGUAUCUAAGAAAGUCACCCUUGGGGUUGUCUUUGUAAGCCUUGUUCCUUCAAGCCUUGUUAUUCUCAUGGUUUAUGGUUUUUGCCAGUGUGUUUGCCAUGAAGUUCUAGACUGCAUGUCAUCUUGAUAAAAAAUACAGUAAAAUAAGAUAUGUUGCCACAUGUGUAGCAUAUUAUCCUGUCUUCAUAUUCUUAUUUAUUAUUGUUUUCCAUCCCAGUAAAUGGAACCAGUGGCCUUAGUUACAUGGCCCUUUUAUUUCUUUUGGUUUCUUUUUUUUUCCUCCUUUUUUUCAGCAAAAUAAUGGAAAUAAAAUUUACAUGCUGAUUUUAAAAGGCCAGGCUGUAGAAAGGGAUAAAGCAAAAUUGCCAAACUUGGUGCCUGCUUCUACCACUAUUGAAAUGAGUAGCCUUUUGCUUUCUGUCAGCUUGAUCACGGGAGUCAAGGCUGCAGGUUCCACCCUAGAAGAAAUUAGUAUGACAGGCACCUGCCAGGUCAAAGUGCAGCAUCUCUUCAUCCAAAGCAUCUUAUGCUUUGGAAUAUCUGUUUUUUAUCAUUUAUAGCAAACAAAAUCACUUUGUUAGCUAAUAUUAGAAAACAAGCUGCCAUUGGUUUUUCAGUUUCUUGUUAUAGCAGAAAUACUUGUGGGAGGCCAAUGGUCACAGAUUUUUUGCAUUCUGCAACACGAGGAACCUUUUUUUUCUGUCUGCAGAACAGAAAUCAUGUCUGCAGAACACUUUCCCCAAGCAGAAGCUCAGUUUAUCUGUCAUGUACUUGCAACUCCCUCUGAGCUACUCCUGCUAAUGAGUACUUCCAGGGACCCAGCCACAAAUUUGCUCUUCUCUAGAUGCUCUUCUUUCAGUGUGCAUACACCUUAGGCUUUCUUUUUGAGGGUUCAGAGCUCUGCAGACUUCUCUGGCUGUGUUCUGUUAUGCUUACCCUCUCUUCCAGAAUUUCCACCACCCCACCACGUUUCCAACCCAUCGGUCCUCCUAACAAAUUUCCUGACCAACUUCUUGCCCACCUACUCUGUGGUAGAUACACUGGAGAAUGUGACAUCAGCUUUCAAGAUAGAUUUUUUUUUAUUUUUUUUUUUUUUCCCCCCAACAAUUAGGAAAUGGACCUUCAAUGACUAAUAUAAAUAUCAGAAAAAUUCUGAAAUGGUUAACUGUUGGGUUUGGGGUUUUUUUUUUGCUUUCUGAGCUCACAGAAUGAGCAUGGUAAGGAGGUGCUAUGACUUGGGGAAGGUUUCUGUUUAACACAUAGUCCUUAAAAAUGCUUAAUACCCUGAACUCCCUCUGUCUCCAUUGUGAGCUGAUGGCACUCUAGAUGUGGCAAUAAGCGUGUCUUGAUUAGUUGAGUACAGAGGAAUUACUGAUGAUUUACCAUUCCACAAAUAGAAUCAGGGCCUGUAAGGCUUGCUUGUAUGUUGCAUGGUUUAGGCUACUUUUUGAACUGGAAGAGCACAAAAAGUAAGAAAUAUUUAAUGUUUAUGUGUAUAACUAGGUCUAGUCAAUGCCACAGCUGCAAACUCAUUUUUCCUGUGCACAGCAGAGUAAAAACUGAGAAGGAGGAAUUGAGCAGUUAAAGCACAGUUUUUGGAUUGGGCACAAGAUUUAGUAAUUUCAAGGCAGUGUAAGAGGGAGAGGGGGUUUGUUGCAUGAAGAGUGAAUGUGUGGCCUAACAAUAUAUUUGUAUACUUUGGUAAGAAUGAAAAAGGCUGAGAAGAAGAACAUAAGUGGUUGUUGUGUCUGUCACGAUGGUCCAAUUUUUGUAGAUUGCACAGAUGGUAUCUACAGUUUCAUUCCUAUUGCAAACAUAGGGAAAAUGUGGAAAUGUAAAAGUCCUGCUUUUCUUGACACUCAUUUUCUAAUAGUGCAUAUAUAUGUGUGUGUAUGUACAUAUAGACACAUGUGAGAAGAAAACUUCUAGAGAAAUUAUAGUUUUCAAGUGUAUGGAGUUAACGAAACUUGUACUGAAUGAUUAAAGGAAAUGUUUCAGACUUUUCUGUAACAACUUGAUAACAAUUAUAACUAAAAUAUUUUCAGAAUUCAUAGAAAUGACUAUUCCUAAAUAAUUGUUUUUAAUGUUUGUGGUAAAGCACAUAUAGUUAGAAGAGAUAUCAUCUAUCUCCAAUCCUGGUAUACUGAAAGGUUUGACUUAUCUAUGAACUAAUAAAUUUUAAGCAUCCAACAACAAUCAUGUCAAAAAAAAGCAAGAAAAAUAGAAACUUAUGUGGUUUUAUGGUACUUCAAAACUUUGGGAAAAGAUGUAUUUGUAGUGUUAGGGAUUUGUAUGUUUUAGGGUUUGUUCAAUUUGUCUGAAUACAGUGUCUCUAAUAAAGGGCUGACUAAUAGAGGAA
Calidris pugnax (ruff) is the source of this 3178-nucleotide messenger RNA. It is a transcript of the gene RNF182, whose product is annotated as ring finger protein 182. The transcript has a single exon. The coding region runs from base 209 to 946 and encodes 245 amino acids. The record is from RefSeq and is a predicted model, not a curated record. Lineage: Eukaryota; Metazoa; Chordata; Aves; Charadriiformes; Scolopacidae.